AUGGUUGCCUCUCGUCUAUUUUCUAAUGUACUCCCUAGUAUAACUACUUCGUCUUCGCCAAGAUAUUCAAAACUUUCGCAUUCUUCAAAGACAGGCGCAAUCUUUUCUGGAUCUACCCUUACUGGAAAGUGCUGUUUUGUGUCUGUAGAAACGCAUCAUGAACAUACUUCGAACCUAUGGCGUCGAAUACACGGCUUUCAAACACCUCUUGAUAUUUGGUUUAUACUACAAUGGAUAAUUUAUUUCGUCAUAACUUUUGGUUACUACUUUUUCGCUAUGCCAUUUGCGGAAGAAGAACAAGAAGUUUAUUAUUCAAUAAUGAAACACGAAUACAAAAUUACUCAGCAACGAAUAUGGGACGCGAUUAUGUUAUCAAUCGCUGUUGUGGUUCCGAUUUCGAGCAUUAAAUGCUCAUUGACAGAGACAGAAGAUUCAAAAGUCAAAGAAAAAAAUGUGAAAAGGGACAUGUUAUAUCGGAGAAUAAUCGGAAUUCAGGUGGUGGUUGAUGGCUGGUGUAAUAUUUGUCUAGUUGAAGUAACUUUUAUAACGUUUUUAAUUUCUGGUUUUAUCGGUACGAUUCUGAGUUUCUGGAGGAAUGCUCAAGCUUUAGCGAUUUAUUUCUCGGAAAGAGAACAAUAUAUGACGAAAUUAUAUGAAAUAUUUCCGCCUACAACAUCAUAUGUACUGGCUGUAGGACUAUUCAUUAAUUUAUCACUAUUACUGUUAAGUCUUGGAACUGCCGUAUUAUUUUUAUACUUAUGUUUUUUCCAUUUUAAACUUUAUAUUAACGAUAUGUCGACGAUGGAAUAUCUCAAUCAUCAACAACAACGUAAAUAUUACAGCGGUCAUUAUGAAGACGAGGAUGAUGAGAAUCCAUGGCGAAGACCUUAUUAUACUAAUCCUUGGCGGAGACGGUUAAGGAGAAUUGUGCGUGCUUUUGUGUUGUUGGGACGAUAUAUUUUGUGCAGGAAAGUACGUCUUAGAAAUCCAGGAUUCGGAUAUGAGGAUCAUACGGUGUGA
Molecule: messenger RNA, 1020 nt
Organism: Ambispora leptoticha
Lineage: Eukaryota; Fungi; Glomeromycota; Glomeromycetes; Archaeosporales; Ambisporaceae
Source: the annotation of a GenBank genome assembly